AUGCUCAAGUCUACCUACACUCCUCCGCCUCCGUUACCUCCAGGCUGGACGGAGCAUAGAGCUCCUUCAGGUCAUUUAUACUAUUACAACGCUGAGACUAAGCAAUCAACCUAUACGAGGCCAACCGCACAGACGACUGCACCUGAACCGCCACCAGCCCCCGCUCAAACAGUCCCUGCCUAUGCGCCCAGCAAUCUUCCGCCGUUCUCCUCUACACCAUAUGGACCGUCUGAAUUUGGUCCUGGAGGCGCGUAUCAUGGCGCAGGUCCACAUGUUCAAGGCCGUGGCGACAGAGACUAUCACGACCGCAGACACCGGCAACCGGAGGAUAGGCCCAAGUCUAAACACCCAAUUCCAGGCUGUGAGCCCUGGCUCUUAGUGAAGACAAAGUUGGGACGCCGAUUUGUACAUAAUCCCGAGACAAACGAGAGUUAUUGGAAAUUUCCCGAGCAUGUGUUAAAGGCUGUGGUGGAAUUCGAUCGGAUUGAACGGGAAAAGAGAGAAAGGAGAGAACGUGGCGAAGAGGAAGAAGAACAAAAACCACAAGCUCCAGACACAGAGGGAAGACAGCGCCGAGCGUCUGCCGAGCGACAAGCAGAAGCCGCAGAAGCAGACACGGCUGCACAUGGUGAAGAAAGCGAUGAAUACGAAGAGGUUGAGGUUACAGAUAGCGAAGCGGAGGAAGAGCACUCGAGCAAAAGACUCCGGACUGAGAGUGAAGGGCCUGGUGAAGAUCAGCCAAUCGAGUUCAAUGAAGAGGACAUUGAAUAUCAGCUUGCCGCCAUGGGUGAGGAAUACGGUUUAGACCCUGGCGAGUAUGGUGAGCCUGGCGAGGAGGGAUGGGAAGAAGGUGCAGAGGGACUUCCAUUGACGGACGAGGAUGCCACGGCGCUUUUCCGAGACUUACUCGACGAUUACCAGAUCAACCCAUUCACGACCUGGGAGAAAGUUAUCGAGGAGGGUCGUAUCAUUGACGACAGCAGAUAUACUGUCCUGCCCAACAUGAAAAGGAGACGCGAGGUGUGGUCGGCCUGGAGCCGUGACCGUAUCCAAGAACUUAAGGAGCGCAAGGAAAAGGAGGAGAAAAAGGACCCCAGGAUCAAGUAUCUUGAGUUCCUGCAGGAGCACGCUACACCAAAACUUUACUGGCCUGAGUUCAAGCGCAAGUACCGGAAAGAGCCCGAGAUGAAGAAUACGCAGCUAUCUGACAAGGAUCGUGAAAAAUAUUACCGGGAGCACAUUUCGCGCUUAAAACUUCCCGAGAGCACCAGAAAAUCGGACCUCUCAGCGCUGCUGAAAUCCGUUCCGUUGCAGCAAUUGAAUCGAUCCUCGAACGUUGCAGCUCUCCCACCCAUGAUUCUGACCGAUAUCCGAUACAUAUCUCUGCCACCAAAAAUCCGUGACCCGCUCAUCGAGGCAUACAUUUCCACCCUACCACCUCCUCCAGAGGAACAGCCCGGCGAUCUCUCGGUUGAGGAGCAGGAAGAGCGCGAACGAAAGAGACAGGAGCGGGAAAGGCGCGAAAAGGCUCUCGCAGAGCGAGAACGACAGGUCCAGGAGGAGAAACGGCGGCAGAGAAGCGACCUCAGGCGCGGAAAGAAUCUGCUGCGACAGGGGGAGGCCGAGUUGGAGCAGGCGAUGAAGAUCAGUGGCAAGGAAGGUCUCAAGAGCUACAUGGAAUUGGAUGAGGGGAGACCAAAAGGAGGAGGAGCCAGGCAAAGAGUGAACCCCGAAUUUUGA
This is a messenger RNA of Rasamsonia emersonii CBS 393.64, 1740 nucleotides long. RefSeq lists its product as uncharacterized. The record is from RefSeq and is a predicted model, not a curated record. Gene Ontology annotation, molecular function: transcription coregulator activity; RNA polymerase binding. Gene Ontology annotation, cellular component: nucleus. The transcript has 2 exons. Lineage: Eukaryota; Fungi; Ascomycota; Eurotiomycetes; Eurotiales; Trichocomaceae. Bases 1 to 1740 code for a protein of 579 amino acids.